GGGGAGGCUGAGGCGGCGGCGGGGACGGCGGCAGCGCGGGUGCCGGCAGGCGGGCCGUCGGGGAGAUGGGAGACCCAGGGUCGGAGAUAAUAGAAUGUGUCCCUCCAGCUGGACCUGAGGCGUCCGAGUCAACACCGGAGGAAAAUGAAGAUGACAUUCAGUUUGUUAGUGAAGGACCAUUAAGACCUGUUCUGGAGUACAUUGAUCUGGUCAGCAGUGAUGAUGAAGAGCCUAGCACCUCUCAGAGUGGGGGUAACGUUAAGCGUAAAGACCAUAUUGACCAUCAGAAGGAUAAAGUCGCCUUGACUCUGGCUCGUCUAGCCCGCCAUGUCGAAGUGGAGAAACAGCAGAAAGAAGAGAAGAAUAGAGCAUUCAGGGAAAAAAUAGAUUUUCAACAGGCUCAUGGGUUACAAGAAUUGGAAUUUAUUCGAGGACAUUCUGAUACAGAAGCAGCGAGACUGUGUGUGGACCAAUGGUUAAAAAUGCCAGGACUCAAAACAGGCAGUAUUAAUUAUGGAACAAAAAGUUCGUUCCGAAGAGGAGACCAAAUACGAGUGUCUGGGAAACCAAUUUCAUGUCCCAUAAUGCACUGUAACAAGCAGUUCGAUAAUGGGCACCUUCUCUUAGGACAUUUGAAAAGGUUUGAUCACUCUCCAUGUGAUCCAACAAUUACACUACAUGGACCUUUCAUCAGUUCUUUUGCUUGUGUAGUAUGUUAUAAAAAUUUUGUUACUCAACAACAAUAUAGGGAUCACCUUUUUGCUAAGGAAGCUGCAGAUGAUGGACAUAAAAACAACCUUCUUCCUCAGAUUAUUCAGUGUUUUGCGUGUCCAAAUUGCUUCCUUCUUUUUAGCAGCAAGGAUGAGUGUUUGAAGCAUAUGUCUGAAAAGAAUCAUUUCCAUCAGAGUUUUAAACUGGGUGAUGACAAGGGAAUGGCACAGCCAAUAUCAUUUCCAUCUUUUGCAAAGAAACUUUUGAUCUCUCUGUGCAAAGAUGUUCCAUUUCAAGUUAAGUGUGUGGCCUGCCACCAGACACUGCGUUCCCACAUGGAGCUCACUGCCCAUUUCAGAGUUCGUUGUCGAAACGCUGGUCCUGUAGCUCUAGCUGAGAAGAGCAUUGCUCAGGUGGCAGAGAAAUUCCUACCGAGAGGUUAUUGUCCACAUUGCAACCAUGUCUUUGUGGAUGAAACCAGUACCCGGAAUCACAAGCAGAAUUCAGGACACAAAGUCCGAGUCAUUAACUCAAUGGAAGAAUCAGUCUUACUUUAUUGCCACAGCAGUGAAGGGAACAAACCCCCUUCUGACUUGCACCUGUUGCAAGAUCAGUCAAAAUUUUCAUCACUUAAAAGAAAUAUGUCCGUUCGGGAAUCUAGGUCACAAGAUUGCAGCACUGUUCCAAAAAAGAAGAUUAAUUUAGGAGAUAAAAGCCAUGGGGGUAUGGUUUGUGUUCAGAAGGAAAAGUCACUUGUUAAAACCUGGUUUUGUGAAUGCCAGCAACGCUUCCCAAGUGAAGAAGCAGUAGAAAAGCACGUUUUCUCAGCAAACACAAUGUGUUAUAAGUGUGUGGUCUGUGGGAAGGUGUGUGAAGAUUCAGGAGUCAUCCGUUUACAUAUGAGCCGCGUUCAUGGAGGGGCACAUUUAAAUAACUUUCUUUUCUGGUGUCGGACGUGCAAAAAGGAGUUGGCAAGGAAAGAGGCUAUAAUGGGCCAUGUGACUGAGUUUCAUAACGGACACAGGUAUUUUUAUGAGACAGAUGAGGUAGAAGGUGACACUUUGCCGUCAUCCUCUACAACUUUGGUGAAUGAUCUGACUGCUGAUAAUCCUUCUUCAACUAUUACUAUUCUUGAUCAUUCCCUAGCAACCAGUCCUCCAAGCGGUAAAUGGCAAUGCCGAAUUUGUGAAGAUAUGUUUGACUCCCAAGAAUGUGUAAAACAACACUGCAUGUCUUUAGCAAGUCACCAGUUUCAUAGGUAUAGCUGCGCCCAUUGCAAAAAGACUUUUCACAAGAUGGAAACACUGUAUCGGCAUUGCCAAGAUAAGCAUGACAACGAAAUAAAGAUGAAGUAUUUCUGUGGGCUUUGUGAUCUGAUCUUUAAUGUGGAAGAAGCGUUUUUGAGUCAUUAUAAGGAGCACCACAGCAUAGACUAUGUAUUUGUGUCAGAAAAAACGGAAACUUCCAUUAAAACCGAGAGUGAUUUUCCGGUUAUAGAGACCGGUAACCUGAUGACGUGCGGCUGCCGGGAGAGCUACCUCUGCAAAGUCAACAGAAGGGAGGACCACGCUCGCUGUCUGCAGACCCUUCUGGGCCAGGGCCGCCUGUGGUUCCGCUGCGGCGCAUGCUCGGCCACGGCGCAGGCCACGGAUGACAUGCUGGCACACGUGCGCCAGGCGCACGCAGAGCAGGAGGUCGCGGGGGGCGCGCCGUGGUGCCUGAUCAAGUGCGGCACCUGCACCAAAGCCUUCCAGGACCCCGAGAGCGCGCAGCAGCACUUUCACGGGAAACACUGCUUCCUGCGGGAGCCCAGCGUGGCCCGCUUCGGGCCUGAGCAGACGAGCCCGUACACGUUUGCUGCCAGUUCUUCCCGUGCAGAGAGAAAGCUGAGACAGGCAGCAAGCUGUCCACAAACUUCAGACCCGGAGAGAGGAGCCGAGACUGACGUGAGCUGUCAGAGUGCAGAUGAAGAGGUUGUUGAGCUCCCAGACUUGGAUUACCUGCGAACCAUGACUCACAUAGUCUUUGUAGACUUUGAUAACUGGUCCAACUUUUUUGGUCAUCUACCAGGGAAUCUUAACCAAGGAACAUUUAUUUGGGGCUUUCAAGGAGGAAACACCAACUGGAAGCCUCCUGUCAACUGUAAGAUCUAUAAUUACCUGAACAGGAUUGGAUGCUUCUUCCUUCAUCCUCGCUGUAGUAAAAGAAAAGAUGCUGCUGAUUUUGCCAUAUGUAUGCAUGCUGGCCGUCUGGAUGAACAGCUGCCCAAGCAGAUUCCUUUCACCAUCCUCUCAGGAGAUCAAGGUUUUCUGGAGCUAGAGAAUCAAUUUAAGAAGACUCAGAGGCCAGCACAUAUACUCAACCCUCACCACUUAGAGGGAGAGAUGAUGUGUGCCUUGUUAAAUAGCAUAUCUGAUACCACCAAAGAAUGUGACAGUGAUGAUAACCUGAGUGUGAAGAGUACUUCAAUGGGAGAAGAAUUCAGAUCCACAGAAGAUGUGGAAUUAGAAGAAGCGAUUAGAAGAAGUCUUGAGGAAAUGUAAUUAAAGAUAUUACCACACAACAUCAAGUGGCCUUGAAGAGACUCAGGAUAAUGAAUUCUUGAGUUUGUUUUCUAAAGGAGAUCAGAAAUCUACUAGUACAAAUGUAUUUGAAAACUUUUUUUUGCUUUCAUAUGUUCAAAAUCUGAUAUUGCUUUGUAUUUUUGUGCUAUUUUGCAAAUAUGUAUAGAGGAAUAAAAUACAUGUUAAUGCAAAUACAAAUCAUGUAUUCUAAUAUAGGUGUCAUGUUUCCCAGUUAACUUUGAAUUCA
This is a messenger RNA of Balaenoptera ricei (Rice's whale), 3522 nucleotides long. It is a transcript of the gene ZNF451, whose product is annotated as zinc finger protein 451. Gene Ontology annotation, cellular component: nucleus. The transcript has 15 exons. Gene Ontology annotation, biological process: regulation of transcription by RNA polymerase II. Lineage: Eukaryota; Metazoa; Chordata; Mammalia; Artiodactyla; Balaenopteridae. Gene Ontology annotation, molecular function: sequence-specific DNA binding; DNA-binding transcription factor activity, RNA polymerase II-specific. The coding region runs from base 66 to 3254 and encodes 1062 amino acids. The record is from RefSeq and is a predicted model, not a curated record.